GGAAUUAUCAGCAGCAUCGUUCAGGAGUCUGGAGGCCCAUCUUGAUGCUUCCCAAUGGGGAGCCUCUUCAGUGGGAGUGGGCCCAGCGGAUCCGCCGGGAGAGGAGCCGACACGCCCCCGGCCUGAGGCUGAGCUAUGCGGGCAGGAGGAGUUGCACGCUGGAGAGGUUAUUAUGAUAGAGGGUGAUACUCCCCCUGGCACCCGAGCUCGAGUCCAGAUGCGGCAGUCUUGGCCAGAGGGAGUCCCGGAGCCAGAUAGCCAAGGGAUUCCAGCGCCCCCGCCAGAAGCCACUAUGUCACCCAGACAGGAGGUUGAGGCACGGGGACCGGAAGAGGGGUGGAGGAUUGAGCCCCGCGUGUUCAUUGACUCGCGCCUAGCCACACAUGCAGCUGAGCACCCUGAUAUUGAGGUGCCUGUUCCGGUUAGGCCAUCGUCAGGGCCAGCACACGUUGAGCCAGAGAGGGGCGCGCAGGCUCCAGCCAGGGAGGUCAGGGGAGUGAGAGCGGAAAGGGUGCCGAAUGAGGCCGCAGAGGCAAAGUCUGCCAGGAUACAGGCCCACCUUGCGGAGAUACAUGAGCGGAGGGACAGGAUGGAGGCUGCAGGGAUAGCGCCGACACCACCGGCUGACCCCAAGACGAGCAAGCAAAGGAUUGAUGAGCUAUGGGCCAGAUAUGAGAGCCGAAGGGAAGCGGCUCGCCUGAGGUCACAAGAAGCAGGGCAGGUAGGUGAGAGGGCAGAUGAGGCGAUAGAGAUUGGGGAGCUGGGAUUUUCUGCCGCCAGAAGGGCCAUCGAACGGGUGGACAAGAGGAUACGGCAAGCAGCCACCACGUCCUUUCAAAAGUAUACUCUGCUCAGUGACGAGUUGACAAUCAGGACAGAAGAGGUGGAACAGCUAACUGCUCAGCUUGCAGACGAAAGAGCCGAAAACAAGGCCUGGAGGGCUCACCUGGAGGCAAAAGAAGCUGAGUGGGAGAAAAAGCUCAAGGAAAUGUCAGCUGGAGUAGAAAAAAUUUCGGCCACUAAGGUGGUCGAUUGGACUGAACAGAGCAGGUAUGGCAUUCAGGGCGAAGGGAUGCAGGGACUGUUUGGCCAGGGGGAGGCAGCAGAAACAUCUCAGCAAGAGAAACUAGGGAAGGUUUUUCUGGACCCGGCCGAGGUAGAGGAGAGGAGAGAGGCUAAUAAAGGAAGCUUUGAGUUCAAGGCUCCCACAGAGUUAGCCUCGCGGCAAGAGGCCCCUAUUUCAGCAAGCGCUUCUAUGGAAGCGCCAACUCAGGAGCCCCAGCCUGCACCGGCAGAGGAAGAAACGGUUGAAGAGUCGCUAACGAUCCUUUUGGAAGUACAGGAAGGGACCCUCACUAGAGCGGUGGUGGCCCCUUAGUCUGAGGCACAAGGGAAAGAGUCAUCACGCCUAGACGAGUUGGUAGCCGCCAUGGAAGUAGACAUGCCACCCGAGAGGCCUCAGAGAUUUCACUUGUAUUCCUAAAAGUGUUUUAAGAGUUAAAACACUCGAGGCAUGAGUCUACCGGAGAUGAGGGGGGGCAGGGUGUUGAGUACCUAGUUUAUGUUUUUGAUAAACAUAUUAUUCCUGA
This is a messenger RNA of Chara braunii, 1589 nucleotides long. The record is from the annotation of a GenBank genome assembly. NCBI's taxonomy places the organism in Eukaryota, Viridiplantae, Streptophyta, Charophyceae, Charales, Characeae.